Messenger RNA from Corticium candelabrum, 579 nucleotides. Its product is annotated as NADH dehydrogenase [ubiquinone] 1 alpha subcomplex subunit 11-like. NCBI's taxonomy places the organism in Eukaryota, Metazoa, Porifera, Homoscleromorpha, Homosclerophorida, Plakinidae. Gene Ontology annotation, biological process: mitochondrial respiratory chain complex I assembly. The coding region runs from base 13 to 453 and encodes 146 amino acids. The transcript is spliced from 4 exons. The record is from RefSeq and is a predicted model, not a curated record.
UGAACUCUCAAGAUGGCCGAGUCAUUUGAUAGAUACACAGAAGACCACGGGGCUGACUGUUUUAAAGAGACGUUACAGUGGGGCACAGGAGGCGCUAUCGCUGGCGCUCUAUGGGGCACUGCAGAAGCCGCUUUUAUGGAGCCAGUCAAAACCGCUAUGCCACUUAUCGUGCCCGCAUUGGGCAUAGUAGCGAAGAACACCGUCUUUUAUGCGUCUGUUGCGGGUGUUUUCGGGGCAACGUCAUGUGCUGUGUCUGGUCUGAGAGACAAGGACGACUACGUUGGACGUGGUAUAGCGGGAUGUGCAGCAGGCUUAGCAUUUGGUCUGAAAUCGGGUAGGUGGUCUGUAGCGUGUGGAAUGUGCGCCGGUUUGGGUCUUAUAGCGGCAGUUCAGAAGCACACUGGCGUAUCGUUUAUUCCAACGAGGUCAAAGCAAAGCAAAGAAUAUCCAUAGUGUAUGUAGAUACAUAGUGUGCAUUUCUUGUCUUGUAUGUAUUUGUGUACACUGUACAAUCCUAUUCGUGUAAUUUGUGGAAUAUACGUACAAUAUACUGAAUAGAUGUAACUACAAAGGAACGAA